Calliphora vicina (urban bluebottle blowfly) is the source of this 1518-nucleotide messenger RNA. RefSeq lists its product as uncharacterized. Bases 1 to 1518 code for a protein of 505 amino acids. The transcript has a single exon. NCBI's taxonomy places the organism in Eukaryota, Metazoa, Arthropoda, Insecta, Diptera, Calliphoridae. Gene Ontology annotation, molecular function: catalytic activity. Gene Ontology annotation, cellular component: nucleus. Gene Ontology annotation, biological process: chromatin remodeling. The record is from RefSeq and is a predicted model, not a curated record.
AUGAAGGAACUUAAAAUAGACAUACUGGGUGUUAGUGAAACGUGGUGGAAGGAAAGUGGCGAAUUCAAGUCAGAAAACACUAAGGUGUAUCACUCAGGGAAUGAGAAUACCCAUAGAAGAGGUGUGGCAAUUAUUGUAAAGAGCCAUAUAGCUAAUUGUGUAGCUGAAUACGUUCCAAUGUCAGAUAGGACAAUGCUGAUAAAAAUUAUCGGAAAACCAACUAAUUUAAAUAUAAUUCAAGUCUACGCCCCUACAUGUGAUGGAAGUGCAGAAGAAAUCGAAAAAUUUUACGAUGACAUUGAGAAGUUACUAAAAAUGACGAAACCACAUGAAAUAACAAUCGUACUGGGCGAUUUUAACGCAAAAGUCGGACAUGAGGAAGUAAGGGGUGUCGCCGGAAAAUAUGGAUUGGGCGAACGAAAUGAGAGGGGUGACAGACUCGUCCAAUUCUGCCAAGAACACAAAAUGACAAUAACAAAUACCCUUUUUCGCCUACAUCCCAGAAGACUCUACACUUGGAAAUCUCCACAGGACAAUAGAGAAAACGUUGUGAGAAACCAAAUCGACUAUAUAUUAAUAAACAGACGAUAUUGCACCUGUGUGACAAAAUGCUCUACGUUCCCUGGAGCAGACGUACCUUCUGAUCACAACCUCCUUCUGGCAAAUGUCCGCACCAAACUUGCUAUUGUUCGAAAACAUAAACGACAACAUAAAAUUGACAUUAGGAAACUUAACGAUCCACUAAUAAGGAACGAAAUUAAGGAACGCAUUAAUGAUGAACUAGGAGAAAUCAAUGGAGAAGAUGUUGAAAAUUUGUGGGAUAACGUCAAAAACAUUGUAAGCACGACUACCAAGGACACACUGGGAAACUGCAUGAAUACAAGACAGGAAAAAUGGAUGACAGAUGAGAUUCGAGAACUUCGAAUAGAACGGAGUAGGCACAAGAAUGUAAACUAUGAAAUCUACUGGGAAUUAAACAAAGAGAUCCGAACUGCGACCCGAGCUGCAAAGAAUGCACUACUGAAUCGUCAAUGUCAGGAAAUCGAAGUACUGCAAAACCUACACGACGAUUUCAACCUCCACAAGAAACUAAAGGAAGCCGCUGGAGUAUACAAAAGAUCAUCUGCAUCAAUUUUAUAUGACGACAAUAAUGAGGCCGUAUUCGAGAUGGAUAAAAAGGAUAAAAAACGCAUUUGGAAAGACUAUGUAUCGAAAUUAUUUACCGAUGAGGAAAGGUCGGCUUAUGAAUGUAGCACAGAUAUCCCUAUGACUGGAAGUCCAAUCACCAGAUUGGAAGUUGAGUGCGCAAUCACCACGUUAAAGGACAGGAAGGCAUCAGGUCCAGAUGAAAUCCCGUCUGAAGUUUUAAAACUAAUAGAUGGAGACAAUACGCAAUUAUUUGUUACACUUUUCAACUAUAUUUAUGACACAGGCCUAUUCCCACAGGAAUGGCUUAAAUCAACAUUAUUACCAUACCGAAGAAGAACAAUGCUAGAAAGUGUAAUGAAUAUCGGUUGA